AUGGCGGACCUGCUAGGUGUUGAGAUCGUUAUCUACCACCCCUCCUUGCCAGUCGACCAGCCUCUCCGGUUUGAGCCGGAGCAAGGGAAAAUCACCGAUGGCUUUGACCACCCACUGUACCUCCGGUACAAUGGCGUCUCCCACUACAACGCAUACGUGCCCAAGCGUGAGCACGUGGUGAUUCGGCGAGCCCAGAUCGAACUCACCGAGUUGGACGACUUGGCGACGUUCAUUCUGAAGCAACUUGUCGAGGGAAAGCACCAAGACGCUAAAGAAAUGUGGGAGGGUUGGGCUCCUGGAAUCCCUUGGCGCGCGGAGAGGCCAUUUUCGCACGUGGUCGAUCUGUGCAAGCGGGCUCUAAAGGUUUGGCCCCUUUUUGGUCAUGCGGAGUACAUCCGCACUCUUGCGUACCAGCACAACAAUCAGUUUACGCACGCGUUGAUGGCGGCCCAAACGGCGUGGGUGCUGGGGGUGGAGGCAAGGCUAGAGCCCAGGUUACACCGCACCCUAGCCAAAGCCUACUUUGACCUGGCACAGUGGAAGGAGGCCUUGGAGGCUUACGAAGAAUGCGAAGAGCGAGGCUGGCUAGAGUCGGAGGGGCAUCUCCUUCAGGAGUGCAGGUUGAAGCUCGGAGAGGAAGCCGAGGAAGGACGGUCAACGGGCAUGAACGAGGAAUGGAGGGACAUUUUGCGGCACGAGAUGGACGGGGCCCUAGAGGACGACGUAGGGUCGGACGCAGAAGAGGAGCUUCGGAGUGCGGAAGUCACAAGAGAGCAAUCUGCGGGGGUCCCAGAGCUGGUAAAUUUGAAGUCGGACGAUGAGAGUG
Messenger RNA from Klebsormidium nitens, 826 nucleotides. NCBI's taxonomy places the organism in Eukaryota, Viridiplantae, Streptophyta, Klebsormidiophyceae, Klebsormidiales, Klebsormidiaceae. The record is from the annotation of a GenBank genome assembly.